GGUAUUUCCAGAACUUUCACAUUGGGCAAGACAGCGUGUUGCGACCUGAUAAUGGCUCUGAUCGAGGUAUCCUUUAUUCAUUUGCUUCUUUCCAUCUGCAUCUGCUUUUGCCCUCAAGCUCAUAUCCCUUGAGCGAAAGGCAGCUGCUGCACUGGUCCACGCCCACAGGAAUGAGGGAGGAAGGCUAGCCAGGGGCACAUGUUCAUCAUACAGAGCGAAGGCAUCCGGGAUAAAGACUCCUAUGCCUGUGUCAUGGAGCAGCUCGGAGCCCAUAGAAAGCACCUCAAAGCCAGGACAGACUGCCCCGGACGACCACUGUCUUCAAAACCAGGGCAUUGCUGAUCUCUGCAUUCUUCAGUUUUUCCUUCAAUACACCAUGAAGGUCCAGGCGGCCAACUGUUUCUUGGCUUGGCUGGUUCUCUUGUAUGGUGUAGUAACCAGUGUAGAUCCUGACCUGGACGCUGAGUGGCAACAAUGGAACAUCAAAUACAAUGGAGCUGUUAAAAAGACAAGGUCUCUGAUAAGACGGGAGAUCUGGGAAGAUAACUACAGAUUUAUAGAAGAUCACAACAAGAGAUAUAAGGAGGGCAAGGAAACCUAUGAAUUGGGCUUGAAUGUGUUUGGGGAUCUGAACACAGAUGAGUUUGUGGAAGUCACAAAGGCAUCCUCAAUGGUAGGAACCCCAAAAAGCAGCAACCUGAUGCUGUCUGCUGCUGAGCUGCGGCACGCUGCCAGCGAACUGAACUCCAAGAGCAUAGAUUACAGGGACAUGGGCUACAUUACUCCAGUCGAGGAUCAGGGAUUCUGUGGGUCCUGCUGGGCGUACAGUGCUACAGGGGCUCUGGAAGCCCAGUGGAAGAAGAAGACAGGAGAGCUGAUCCCUUUGAGCAAACAGCAGCUCGUGGACUGCUCCACGUCCACAGGAAAUAAGGCCUGUGUAGGAGGAAGGCCUAGCCUGGCUUAUAUGUACAUCAUGCAGAAUGGAGGCAUCCAGGCUGAAGACUCCUACCCCUAUGUCAUGGAGGAGAGGAACUGCGUUGCAAACAGAAGUAAGAAUGUUGUCUCAGUGAAGGACUGGAAGUACGUCCCCCCUGGUGAUGAACAGGCCUUUGAGGAUGCUCUUGUGACCAUUGGACCCAUAGCUGUGGUUAUUGACACGACUACUCGUAACUUCCAGUUCUACCGAAAAGGAGUAUUCUAUGAUCCAAAAUGCUCCAUCUGGAAGCAAGCUCAUGCUGUUGUACUGAUCGGCUUCGGGACUGAGGGACCUGAGGAGUACUGGACAAUCAAGAAUAGCUGGGGUGUCUACUGGGGCGAGGAAGGAUAUAUGCGACUGGCUAAGAACAGGCAGCGCCACUGCGGGAUUAGCCAAUAUGGAGUUGUACCAUUUGUGUAAUGUAACCACUAAUUGUAUAACUAAAGCUUAAAUAUAUUUUGUGCUGCAAGAAUGCCCUACACUUGUCUGUCUACAGGUAUCACAUGGGAGUCAGGAUUCAGGGGCUAAUCUUGCAGUUACUUGCUGUAUUUAUUAUUGUACCUGAUGUUCAAAUUCUGGUUAAAAUAAAAAUGUUUGAACUCA
Messenger RNA from Anguilla rostrata (American eel), 1579 nucleotides. Its product is annotated as procathepsin L-like. NCBI's taxonomy places the organism in Eukaryota, Metazoa, Chordata, Actinopteri, Anguilliformes, Anguillidae. Gene Ontology annotation, biological process: immune response; positive regulation of apoptotic signaling pathway; positive regulation of peptidase activity. Bases 242 to 1396 code for a protein of 384 amino acids. Gene Ontology annotation, cellular component: lysosome. Gene Ontology annotation, molecular function: cysteine-type endopeptidase activity; cysteine-type endopeptidase activator activity involved in apoptotic process. The transcript has 9 exons. The record is from RefSeq and is a predicted model, not a curated record.